Molecule: messenger RNA, 306 nt
Organism: Ichthyophthirius multifiliis
Lineage: Eukaryota; Ciliophora; Oligohymenophorea; Hymenostomatida
Exons: 1
Source: RefSeq, a predicted model, not a curated record
AUGAAUUUUUUCCUGCAAAAUCACUAGUUUUUAAAUAUGGUUAUUUUUAAAAAAUAAUAAAAAUUAUUAACAAAUAAAUAGGCUCUUAUGGAAAUAAAUUUUAUAUAAUAUUAUAAGGAAUUGUAGGUAUAUAUAUAAGAUUUCCUAGAGAUUUUUCCAUUUUAAAUCCAAUAUAUAUAAAAUAAACAAACGAUCCAAUUAAAGACAAUACCUAUGGCUUACGAUUUUUUAAAGAAUUAUAAAGUGGAAAUAGCUUUGGAGAGUUAGCUCUUUUAGAAGAUAAACCUAGAUCAGCAACUAUAAUGA